Messenger RNA from Amphimedon queenslandica, 2212 nucleotides. RefSeq names its product RING finger protein nhl-1-like. Lineage: Eukaryota; Metazoa; Porifera; Demospongiae; Haplosclerida; Niphatidae. Gene Ontology annotation, biological process: protein polyubiquitination; proteasome-mediated ubiquitin-dependent protein catabolic process. Bases 22 to 2016 code for a protein of 664 amino acids. Gene Ontology annotation, molecular function: protein binding; ubiquitin protein ligase activity; zinc ion binding. The record is from RefSeq and is a predicted model, not a curated record. The transcript has a single exon.
ACCUUCAUUCUUCUCUGCAGCAUGUCUAUUUCGUCUUCUCUUGAUCUCCUUAAACUGAAGGAACAAAUCACCUGUCCCUUAUGCCACAGUAUUUACACAGACCCAAAGACACUAUCAUGUCUCCACUCCUUUUGCCAGUCUUGUCUGGAGGGAGUACCGCCUGAUAAAGAAGAGAACGAGACCUCUUACCUCUCCUGCCCUACUUGUCAUGACAAGACAGAACUACCACGAGGUGGAGUGGAAGGCUUUCACAAAGCAUUCCAUCUCAACAACCUCAAAGAGAUGCACAGCCUCAUGGCAAAAACCGUCACUUGCAACAAUUGCAAUGAAGUCACUGCAGUUGUCUAUUGCAAAGAGUGCAGCAAGUUUUUCUGUGAAGAAUGCAUGCAUGUCCAUAAGAAAUGGAGUUUCUUUUCCAGCCAUCAAAUAUCAAGCCUCGAUGAGGUGUCAGCCUCAGCUUCUGUUGUUGUCCAGGAGCAAGCGAGCCACAUUGAAAGAAUUCUCACUGACCUCACGCAAAGAGAGAAAGAGAUUAAGAAGCAAGGAGAAGCAGUCCAGGAAGACAUUCAUUUGUUUGUACAAGAAGUGAUGAAUACGGUUGAGAAAGAGCUGACAAAGGAAGUUGAUGCAAUAGUUGAGAGCAAAUUGCAGGUAAUAGCUAAGCAGAAAAGGAUUUUUAAAAGCAAAGUAGAAGAGAGCCUGAGCUUACAGCAUGUCUUUAUGUCAGAGGAUGAGCGCAUGAGUGAGAUGACAAGAGGAAUCAAUGUGGAGGAAUUUGACCCAUUAGAAAAAGCAGAUUUAGAAUUUAUCAAGGGGGAUCCAAGCAUAGUCGUACACCAAGUGGGUGAGAUUGUCUCUUACACAGCAUUGCAGCAAUGCAGGGUCAAGGAAAUAAAUCAAGUGAAUCAUUUUCCAGAGAAGAAGAUGAUUUCAUUUCCAUUAUCAAUGGAGGUCCCUGAUUCAAGUCUCCUAACGGUUCCCAUAUCAUCUCUUAGCUGUAGUCUAGUACCAGUUGGUAAAGAUGUAGCUCCCAUUGAAACUACAGUGAGUACUACUUCAUAUCCUGGAGUGUAUCAGAUACAAUGCAGCCCUUUUACUAGUGGUCAUCAUUACGUUGAGGUUAAAGUUCACGAUGUCCAACUGGAAGGUACUUCUUUGGUGGUCCCUUUCAAUCCGUAUUUCGAUAUAAUCAUUCCAGCCCGUAUCAUCACUGGCAUAAAAUAUCCCUGGGGAGUUGCUGUGAGUGAAAAAGGUCAAGUUAUUUUAACAGAAUGCUGGAAUCAUCGCGUUACCAUAUUGGAUGGGAGAGGAAAGAAAAUGAAGACAUUUGGAGGAGAAGGAGGUAGUGGGGAUGUCACGUUUUGUUCUCCUCGUGAUGUGGCCAUUACUCGAGACAAUAGCUCUAUUCUAGUUAUUGACGAUGAUCACAGAAUACAAAAGAUAAGCAUGGACGGAAAGCUCUUAGCAUCAGUUGGUGGAUUGGGCAAAGGUCCUCUAAAAUUCAAUUGCCCUGUUGGCAUGGUCAUAUCUCCAACAGAUGGGAGGGUGUACAUAGCUGAUCACAAUAAUCAUCGCAUUCAAGUCCUCACUCCUGAUUUGGCCUUUUCUCAUUCGUUUGGCAGUAAAGGAUCGAGAGAUGGAGAAUUUGAGAAUCCGCAUGACAUUGCUAUUGAUCGCACCAACUCAGUGUAUGUCGCUGACUAUGGGAAUCAUCGCAUUCAAAAAUUUUCUCCCGAGGGUGAAUUUUUAAUUGGAUUUGGUAGUAAGGGGUGCAGUCCAGGAGAGCUCUUUGAUCCAGUAGGAAUUACAGUAGACACCAAUAGUGGUUUGGUCUAUGUCACUGAGUAUGGGAACCAUCGUGUGUCAGCUUUCACUCCUGAGGGUCAGUUUGUGACUAGUUUUGGAGAUGAAGGUGUCAAUGAGGGUCAGUUUAGGAACCCAAGGGGGCUAUCAUUUGAUAGUGAAGGAUUCUUGUACAUUUGUGAUCUAAUGAACAACAGAUUGAUUGUGUAUUAAACUCAAAUUUUUUUUAUUCUAAUUUUUAAUGAAUUUGUGUAUAAUAGCUUUGUUUAAACCUCACUGCAAGUGCAAUUCACACUAUUAGAGGUGAAAGCAAUCUCAUCAUUUUGUCAUGUCAGUAAAUAAAUUAUUAUUAUUAUAACAGUAAUAUUAUCAUUAUUAUUACAUUAUUAUUAGAAUGACUGUUAAUUAU